Molecule: messenger RNA, 1004 nt
Organism: Solanum verrucosum
Lineage: Eukaryota; Viridiplantae; Streptophyta; Magnoliopsida; Solanales; Solanaceae
Exons: 4
Coding region: 89-784 (231 amino acids)
Source: RefSeq, a predicted model, not a curated record
GUACAAAAUUUAUCUUCAUCGUCGUCUUCGAUCAAACAAACCCAAUUCCUGGCAAAAAAAGCAACAAAAACGAAAAAUCUCUACAGCGAUGUGUCAUCGAUUGAUGCCUAGGGUUCCUCCUCUUCUGCUUUCGUUUUUCUGUAGCUCGAUUCUUCUCAGCUCGCUUCCAGAAUUGAUUACAGCGGCGGUUGUAACACUAGAUUCGAUCGAGAUAUAUAAUACUCAUGAGUUUCUCGGAUUAUCACCGGAAGUUUAUUUUCAGUGUAAAGGUGAAAAUAGAACAAUAUAUUUGCCUGAUGUGAAGAAGAAACAUGAGUUGUAUACCUUCAAGGGAGAAGAGUCUUGGCAGCCUCUGACAGAACUUGAAGAAAAGAAGUGCAAACGAUGUGGGAUAUAUGAGAAGGACUCAUUUAUAAAGCCUGAUGAUAUAUUUGAUGAAUGGGAGUUCUGUGCAUCUGAUUUUACUAGUCCUGAUGGGAAGUAUAUUCAUUUCAAGGAGAAAGAGUUCAAUGCCACAUUUUUGUGUCCAGACUGUGUCCCUCUUGAAGGUGCUUCAAAUCACACUGAUGUCCCACGGAAUAAGGAAAAGGGAAUGCACUGGGCUCUAGUGCUGCUCAUCUGUGUGUUAGUGACGACUUUUAUAGUUCUUGGAGCAGUGACUGCCUACAAAUAUUGGCAAAAGAGAAAGAAACAACAAGAGCAAGCUCGAUUCUUGAAGCUGUUCGAAGAGAGCGAUGACAUAGAGGACGAAUUGGGCAUUGGACCACUUAGUCAUGUCAUUUAGGUAGAAAAGAAAAAAAAAAAAAACAUCCCCUUCUCAUAGUAUACCCUAAAACACUUGUACAUUGCUGUUUGGUUUCAAUCUUUUACUUGGAGGGAACUUUUGAGACAGUUGUAUAGUGUAAACUUAACAGAGUGAAAAUUUGUAUAAAUUCAUUGUACUACAAGAGAAAUGCUAAAACUCUAAACUGGUCCUUGCUCUUGUAAAAGAAAAGAUAUUCUGC